CCGCCCCGCUUCAUUCCUGCGUUGUUUGGGGACAGUAGGAAGAUGGCGGCGGCCCCGCUGUACUGUGUCUGCCGGCAGCCCUACGAUGUGAGCCGGUUUAUGAUCGAAUGCGACAUCUGUAAAGACUGGUUCCACGGCAGCUGUGUGCAGGUAGAAGAGCAUCAUGCUGUGGAUAUUGAUGUUUACCACUGUCCCAACUGUGAUGUUAUACAUGGACCCUCCCUGAUGAAAAAGCGCAACAACUGGCAUCGGCAUGAUUACACAGAGCCAGAUGAUGGAACGAAACCAGUGCAAGCUGGCACCCCAGUGUUUGUCAAGGAGCUGCAGACCAGGACCUUCGCCAGUGGUGAGGAGAUUAUGAUGCAGAUGAAGGGUGAGCAGGUGACGCGCCGGUACCUGGAGAGGCACGGUUUCAACUACCCCAUCGUAGUCACUGAGAUGGAGGGUCUGGGGCUGAAGCUACCUGCUCCUACUUUCUCCGUCAAAGAUGUGGAGCAGUAUGUGGGUGGUGACAAAGUCAUUGAUGUGAUUGAUGUGGCACGUCAGGCUGACAGCAAGAUGAAGCUCAGUGAGUUUGUCAAGUAUUACACCAACCCUCAUCGACCCAAGGUCCUCAACCUCAUCAGCCUGGAGUUCUCUGACACUAAGAUGUCAGAGUUGGUGGAAGUUCCUGAUGUGGCUCAGAAGAUGUCCUGGGUUGAGAACUAUUGGCCAGAUGACUCCUUCUUCCCAAAGCCCUUUGUUCAGAAGUACUGUCUUAUGGGGGUCAAAGACAGCUACACAGAUUUCCACAUAGACUUUGGAGGCACCUCUGUCUGGUACCAUGUUCUCUGGGGUGAGAAGAUUUUCUACCUAAUCAAGCCCACCCCCACCAACCUUGCACUAUAUGAGGCAUGGAGCUCCUCGCCCAAUCAGAGUGAAGUGUUUUUUGGGGACAAAGUGGACAAGUGUUACAAGUGUGUUGUUACCCAAGGAACCACCCUGCUCAUCCCUACAGGCUGGAUCCAUGCUGUUCUCACCUCUCAGGAUUGCAUGGCAUUUGGAGGAAACUUCCUUCACAACCUCAAUAUCGGCAUGCAGCUCAGGUGUUAUGAAAUGGAGCGCCGCCUGAAAACACCAGACCUCUUUAAGUUUCCAUACUUUGAGGCCAUUUGUUGGUAUGUGGCCAAGAAUCUCUUGGAAACCUUAAAAGAGCUUCGAGAGGACAACUGUCCGCCGCCAACCUACUUGGUAGAGGGAGUCAAGGCUUUAAUCACUGCACUGAAGACUUGGUUGAAAAGAGAGGUGACUGAGCCCACUAGUGAAGUACCAGACAAUAUCAGGCCAAACCAUCUCAUUAAAGAGCUGACCAAGGAAAUCCGCUACCUCGAGGAGGAACCAGGAAAUGGUAGCAAACUAGUGAAAUCUCAGGGAAGUGGGUGUGCAGUAGGAUCUGGAUCAAAUGGGUGUCCAGCCACUCGUUCCACACUGGAGAGGCUAUGCCAGGCCCGGCGGGCGAGGCGAGCUGCCAGGCGGUUGAGGGAGCAGCAGCGGCAAGCCCCGAAGGUUCCCUCCAAUCUGGACAUCUUAGAGCAGCACACCAGAGAGGUCCUGAAAAGGCUGGAGGUGGGCCCACUUGAGGAGGAUCCAGCGUUCUGUGCCAAGGUUCACGGGAAACUCAACAAAGCAUCAACUGCUUCGGCAGCUGCUGCUGCAGAGUCAUUAGAGGAUAACCAUCUACGGCUAAUGCUGGUUAAUGGCAGAAUCAUCAGAGAUAUGAGGCGGCCAGGUACCAGCCCAGUGAAAACAGAGGGUGAAAGGCCAUCUGUUGGCCAAGGCCCACCAAAGAGUUGUGUGGAUAUCAAGUCAGAGAGGACACAGGAAAGUCAAGAGCGGUACAAUGUGGUGGAGAAAACCACACUGCUCAGGGGUCUGGAGAGGAUGAAAACUGAACUCAGGGAAGAAGCCUCAGGACACUCAAGUGUGUCAGACAUGGAGUCAGACAGUGACUUCCCCACAGAGGGUAAAGUGUCAUCGUCAUCACCCUCCUCUGAUGAGGAUUCAGAGAGUUCCCAGGAGGAGGAAGAGGAGAGGGGCUCAUCUCAGCAGAAAGGUUCAGGGCACACCAUAGAACUGGACCAGUCUGGUCAGAAUCUCAGGCACAAACACAAACCACUCAAACGAGAACGUCCUACCUCACCCAGCACAGAAGAGGCCAUUCAGGGGAUGCUGUCUAUGGCUGGUCUGCUGUGUUCCUCCGAGCCGGAGAAGGUAGCCUCGUCCCAGGAGCCCUGGUGGUCCAGCCCCAGUCGGUGUUUGCCGCUGGAACAGAGGGAACCCGGGGAGCGUCAGCACCGACUGCAGGGGGACAAGAGCCCUAUGGACAGCCAGGGAAACAGCAGCAGUGAAGCCUGGGACAAUCAGGGGCUCCCCAGCCCUCUCAACCGGAGCCACGUCACCAGCCCAGAGACAGAUUACCAAUACUGUGACCCCUCAAUGUCUCCACCACUGCACCCCUCCAAGAGACACGCACCAAACCCCCCACCAAUAAGCAAUCAGGCAACAAAAGGCAAGCGGCCCAAAAAAGGAAUGGCCACUGCCAAGCAGAGACUGGGGAAGAUCCUGAAACUCAACAGACACAGUCGCGUCUUUGUAUAACACUUCAAAACAUUAGAGGCAAACUGAGAAGCGGGGGAGUAUUCUUGAAGAAAAAAAAUGAAGCGUUUGUGUAUUUGUUACCAGACACUUUUGUGCUGUAGAAAUGGGGGAAAAAAAAAGAAGACACUGCCUGGAGAUGACCGUAACUGAAAGAAUCUCGACACGUAAAAAGAACACGCAAACCGUGCAUGCUUAGGAGACAGGGUAUUGUAUUUGAAACAAGCAAAUGCACGACUUCAUUACAAGCACACUAAGAACAGAACAAAAAGGAGAGCUAUGGGACACGGAGAAGACAAGCAUGGUUCGAUAUUUUAUGCUGCAGGGAUCAGCGGGCUGCAUUUACAUGAACAACGGGGAUUUAGGAAUUUUACCAAACAACCAACAGAAAUGCUUGCUUUGUGCGGAGAUGGUGAGAUAACUACAGCUUCUGAUGCCAAGACAUCUGCAUCACAUUUUUUAAUGUUUCCUCUGCUGAACACAGUCCUCCAUCCCAUUUGCUUGAUGGUUAUCUGCGAUGAGUUGAACUGGAGAAAACGAAGCAGAGGCUGGUUUGGGACACUGGCUCUCUGAUUUGUGUCAGUAUCUGACAGGGUCUUCCUCUGGCCCCGGGGAAAUCGAGGUGCUAAGGAGGCAGUGAACUGAUAUUUCAAAAUGGUGCUUAUUGUGUGUAUUUUCCUUCUCUCACGCUUGUCCCUUCCAGUCCUCACCUCCCUUUAUCUCAAUCACACCAGCAAUAAUGACUUCGAGGAGAGGAAAGACUACAUAUGAGGCAGCACUUUGGUGCCGUCUUUCCUUUUGUUUGUGUCUUUUUAUUGAGUUGGAGAUAUUUUUUGUAGAAAAAUCUAAGUGGGUGUGUUACAGACUUGCACAAUUUAGUGCAAAAUAUACUCUGAUACCUGCACUGUCGUUUCAUAACCAGAAUGGGGGCCUGUCUUUGUGAACAAUGUUCGGCUAAAGGGAAGUCAACGCUCAAAGUGCUGCCUCUCAGUGAAUUAGUUUGAGAUGGGAUUUAACGAGUCAUUCAUUAGGUCUAAAAAAACUGAAGAUGAGAAAUGACUCGCAUGAUAUCCUGCUUAAUUUAUUUCUUGUUUUAUC
Molecule: messenger RNA, 3732 nt
Organism: Sphaeramia orbicularis (orbiculate cardinalfish)
Lineage: Eukaryota; Metazoa; Chordata; Actinopteri; Kurtiformes; Apogonidae
Gene: kdm7aa
Product: lysine (K)-specific demethylase 7Aa
Exons: 18
Coding region: 43-2637 (864 amino acids)
Source: RefSeq, a predicted model, not a curated record